UAUCGCUCUGAAAAUCCACGCUUUUCAUAUAAAAUAUUUUCAAAUGGUACCUACCCUACCCCCCUCAGUAGUCGAAAGGGGCGGUUACCAAGUCUUGUGUUGACUUGGAAAAGAAAGGAAAAAAAGUCGAAUUGAAAAAAUUGAAGUUUUUCUGUAAAGAGGGAGAUGUCGUCUCGAGUUUUAAGGAAAUUACAGGGAGAUGAACAGCUUGAUAUUCAACUUGACGAUGAGGAUGAAGAUGAGAUCAACCUUGUGCAAUCGCAAAGAAAAAAGAAGAAAAACAAGGGGGUGAUUAAUCCAUUUGAUUUGUUGAAUGAAGGUAACGAUGUGUCAAGUGAUGAACCUGAAGAAAAUGAAGAAUCACAAACCACUGAGGAAAAACAAGAACCUGAAGAGAAAGAGAGAUUGGAAAAUGAUACAGUAUCUCCUGCGUCAAGCCAGAAGAAGAAGAAAAAGAAGAAACGGAAGGGAAAAGGGAAUAAGGGUGAACAAGAACAGAGAAAUGCAAACAAGGAUGAAGAGGAUAUUGAUGCAACAAUCCGUGAAGUCAAUGAUAUGCUCGGAAUAACACAAACUCUUACAGUUACAGAUAAUGCAGCAACGACAGAGUCAACAUCUUCAGUGCUGGACACCAAGGGUCUAUUAGGAGUCGAAAAUAGGAAUCUAAAUGCAGAAAAUGAAAUGAAAAAAAGGUUUGGGUCGAACAUCGUAAGAAACGAGAGCAGACAGAAGAGAGCGCAUAGAAGAGUUUAUCAGCGUAGUUCUUUACUGGUAACCCCAAAAGAAACAUGGCCGAACAUGUCCAAAUCAGGUCUCAGUAUGUCACUAGUGGAAUCCAAGAAUGGGUUCAAUUACUUUGUCUUUGAACACUCUCAAGCCUACCAAAAGAUCCAGUUUCUAUUUCUAGAUGCAGUAGAAUCGCUUGAUCCUAAUAACAUAUCAGCUAUUCUACAUUCGCAUCCAUUCCACAUUGACUCGUUACUGCAGCUCAGCGAAAUCUGCAAGAUGGGAGAGGAUUACCAGAUGGCAGCAGACUUGGUCGAAAGAGCUUUGUACUGUUUUGAAUGCAGUUUUCACACGUUAUUUAGCCUUUCACAAGGCACGAGUCGCCUGGACUACUCCAGAGCAGAGAACAGGCCUUUCUUCAUCGCUCUUUUUCGACAAUUGAUAUUCGUUGGCCAAAAAGGUUGUCAUCGAACUGCACUCGAAUUAUGUAAACUUCUUCUCAGUCUGGACCCUGAGAACGAUCCUCUGUGUACUCUUCUCAUGAUUGACUUCUAUGCUGUGACGUCAGACCAGUAUUCGUACCUAGUGCGCAUGUACGACGAAUGGGAGAGUCACAGAAAUUUAUCUCAACUGCCGAACUUUGCUUUGUCGGUGCCACUUGCUUUGUUUCAUCUGAGCAAAGACAAAGACGAUACAAGGAGAGCAGAUGAAAUGCUCCAAAACUCUCUCAUCAUGUUUCCAUCAGUUUUGGUGCCAUUGAUGGAUAAGUGUGGUGUGUCGUUAGAUCCUUCCAUAGCAAGCCACAAAUUCUAUUUCGUGGAUGCAAAGACAAGCGAGUCUAUUGCCUUACAUCAACUGGUAAUGCUUUAUGUAGGCAGAACACAUCACGUGUGGAAGGAUCCUCAGGUUAUUGAUUGGCUGGUUGGGAAUGCCAGGAAGGUGUUACAAAGAGUAGACACUAAAGAUCCUUAUGUUCAAGACUGCGCGCGAAAGCGUGCAAUAAGAUACCGUGGAACACCGAGGUCAAUCUAUAGACACAUCAUCAUGUCAGACAUCAAGGAUGCAACUGCUUCUCUACCGAUGGAUUUACAAGAUGUUCCAUUGAUGUCCUACGAUCCCCUCCCCCCUGCGGAUUCUGUGUCUUCCUACUCCAGGCCUCAGAGGCCCACCAGACGUACUGAGGAACACAGCCCGUUGUCACUCUUCUUCCGCUCACUUCUUCCGUCGUACAAUGCACAGGCCCCUAACGACCCCGAAUAUUUUCGGCCAGGAGACAGACAGGUAGCCCAGGAAGUAGAAGGCGCUGAAGGAGGACCCAGGCCUUUACGAGGAGGAUCAGACAUUGGGCAAAGUGUUGAGACCCUAAUGACCGCUAUGAGAGUAUUAUUAACAAGUAUCAGCUUCCGAGGGGAGCCUGGAGAAGAGGAGAAUGGCGAAGAAGAGCAGGACUGGAACGAUAAUGAAGGAAAUAGACCACAAUAGAAUGUCACUCGUGUCUUACUGCGCAUGCGUGAAGCUGCUUUGGAAAAACUUAAAUGAAAUUUACAUUCAAGAAUAAUCGUUUUCUACGAUAAAUUGGUUUUGAUUGACUAAAUUAAUGUUCUAGUUUUGGAUGCUAUUAAAUAUUUUUACAUUA
Molecule: messenger RNA, 2362 nt
Organism: Actinia tenebrosa (Australian red waratah sea anemone)
Lineage: Eukaryota; Metazoa; Cnidaria; Anthozoa; Actiniaria; Actiniidae
Product: ribosome quality control complex subunit TCF25
Cellular component (GO): RQC complex
Source: RefSeq, a predicted model, not a curated record